CGACGCACAUACGAUGAUCGUCAUGGACAGUUUUGCGCUGCCGGUGGAGGGUACGGAAACGCGCGUCAACGCGCAAGCGCAGGCGUACGAGUAUAUGACGACAUACACGGAGCAGUGCGAACAAGUUGGAAGACUUGAGAAGGUGAUCGGCUGGUAUCAUAGUCAUCCGGGAUACGGUUGCUGGCUAUCCGGAAUCGAUGUCAGCACGCAGAUGCUUAAUCAGCAGUUUCAGGAGCCGUUUGUAGCCGUCGUCAUCGACCCCAUUCGCACUAUAUCGGCUGGAAAGGUUGAUCUCGGCGCUUUCAGAACAUACCCCAAGGGAUAUAAACCUUCCGAGGAAGGUCCUUCGGAAUACCAGUCUAUUCCUUUAAAUAAAAUCGAAGAUUUUGGAGUGCACUGCAAGCAGUACUAUUCGCUGGACGUCGCAUACUUCAAGUCUUCGCUGGACAGUCGAUUGUUGGAUUCCCUGUGGAACCGCUACUGGGUCAAUACGUUGUCGUCCACUAAUCUGAUAACAAAUUCGGACUACGUCACCGGUCAGAUUCGUGAUCUUGGUGAAAAACUGGAGCAGGUGGAAACUGACGUAGCUCGCGGAACAGGAUUCGGCUUGGGAUUCGAUCCACAUGACAGAAAGACCGAAGAAAAAUUUAGCAAAGUUGCAAGAGACAGGUAGUG
This is a messenger RNA of Soboliphyme baturini, 675 nucleotides long. The record is from the annotation of a GenBank genome assembly. Lineage: Eukaryota; Metazoa; Nematoda; Enoplea; Dioctophymatida; Soboliphymatidae.